Prorocentrum cordatum is the source of this 591-nucleotide messenger RNA. The record is from the annotation of a GenBank genome assembly. Lineage: Eukaryota; Dinophyceae; Prorocentrales; Prorocentraceae.
AGCCCUGUUGAUAGCGCCCGGUGGCCGCGGGCCCCCCGGCGGGGCGGCGGGGCCAUGUCCGCGCUCUACGAGAACCUGAGGCAACUGAUCACCGUGGUGGACGAGCUCCGAGACGUGGGCCUCCAGCACUACAUCAGCCUGCCCCGGAUCGCGGCGAUAGGAACCCAGAGCAGCGGCAAGAGCUCUCUGAUCGAGUCGGUCGUCGGGCUGGACUUCCUGCCGCGCGGUGGGGGCGUGGUCACCCGAAGACCGCUGGAGCUGCGGCUGGUGCACCUGAACGGCCAGGAGUACCAGGGCGACCAGGCGUGGGGGGUGUUCGACAAGAUCCCAGACAAGAAGUUCACGAACUUCGACCAGGUCCGGGAGGAGAUCGAGCGGCAGACGGAGGAGAUCGCGGGCAGCAACAAGGGCAUUGUCAACGACCCCAUCGUGCUGACCGUCUACUCCACCAGCGCCCCCGACCUGAGCCUCGUCGACCUGCCAGGCAUCACGAGGGUGCCUGUCAAGGGGAGCGACCAGAGCGAGGACAUUGAGAAGCUGACCCGCGAUAUGACGAAUCACUACAUCAAUGACCCACGCCCCCCUGGUUGA